Messenger RNA from Salarias fasciatus (jewelled blenny), 950 nucleotides. It is a transcript of the gene ndufs3, whose product is annotated as NADH:ubiquinone oxidoreductase core subunit S3. The transcript is spliced from 7 exons. The coding region runs from base 44 to 829 and encodes 261 amino acids. Gene Ontology annotation, cellular component: respiratory chain complex I. Gene Ontology annotation, molecular function: NADH dehydrogenase (ubiquinone) activity. The record is from RefSeq and is a predicted model, not a curated record. NCBI's taxonomy places the organism in Eukaryota, Metazoa, Chordata, Actinopteri, Blenniiformes, Blenniidae.
GCCUCUUCAGCCGAACCAACAAACACGACUCCAGGGAGGAAACAUGGCGGCGUCGUUGAUGCGGUUUGUCCGCGGAGGACUUGGAAGGAGUUUUAACAUUGCGAGGAGUUCGUGUCUCCUGCAGCAGCAGACCAGACAGCAGGGAUCCACCACUGAGACCAGCCCCACUGUCCGACCCAAAGAUGCGGUCACUCACAACCAGCUGGCAGCAUUUGGAGAGUAUGUGGCUGAGAUGUUGCCUAAAUAUGUCCAGCAGGUCCAGGUGACCUGUUAUAACGAGCUGGAGGUGAUGAUCCAUCCUGAUGGAGUGAUCCCUGUGCUCACCUUCUUGAGGGACCACACCAACUCUCAGUUUAGAAACAUGAUCGACCUGACGGCUGUCGACAUCCCCACACGGCAGAACCGCUUUGAGAUUGUGUACAACCUGCUCUCACUGCGCUACAACACUCGUCUCCGAGUCAAAACAUACACAGAUGAGUUAACACCAGUAGACUCCGCUGUCCCCGUCCACAAGGCUGCCAACUGGUAUGAGAGGGAGGUGUGGGACAUGUUUGGGGUGUUCUUUGCCAACCAUCCGGACCUGAGGCGCAUUCUGACAGACUACGGCUUUGAGGGUCACCCGUUCAGGAAGGACUUUCCUCUGUCGGGAUAUGUAGAGGUGCGUUACGAUGACGAGUUGAAGCGCGUGGUGGCCGAGCCUGUGGAGCUUGCACAGGAGUUCAGGAAGUUUGACCUGAACACGCCCUGGGAGGUUUUCCCCGCCUACCGAGAGCCCAAAGAGCCGGCGCCCAAACUGGAGGCUGGCGACAAGGCCCCCGAGAAGAAGUGAUGUUCCUCCAGUUCAGCCUGAAAACACUUAGCACCAUUUUCUGUCUGUGUGUCACCCUGGGAGGCCAGACCCUCUACAAUUCAAUAUUUAUGUAAAUAAAAAUGCUAAUAAAAUGGUCUCC